UCUUCUUCUUCUCAUCCUCUUCUUCUUCAUCCUCUUCUUCUUCUUCAUCCUCUUCUUCUUCUUCUUCAUCCUAUUCUUCUUCUUCGUCAUCCUCUUCUUCAUCUUCUUCUUCAUCCUCUUCUUCCUCUUCUCCUUCAUCCUCUUCUUCAUCCUCUUCUUCCUCUUCUUCUUCAUCUUCUUCUUCUUCUUCCUCUUCUUCAUCCUCUUCUUCUUCUUCCUCUUCUUCUUCAUCCUCUUCUUCAUCCUCUUCCUUUUCUUCUUCUUCUUCAUUAUCUUCUUCUUCUUUUUGUCUUCCUCUUGCAGGUCACUGCUCAUGCGCAGAUUUUUUUAUCGGUAAAAGAUCGGCCAAUUUGCCCAUCAUUGCCGCGAAAAUCAUCUGAUCGGCAAAAUCGGACGAUUUUUUUUCCAACUUUACCGAUAAAAAAAAUCUGCCAAAAUACCGAAAAACGGCCGAACAUUUAGCCCACUAACGAUCUGAAAAUCAGCCGAUUGUAUUUUCAGCCAAAAAAAUCGGCCGAUUUUCGACCCAUCUAUGGCCUGCAUAA
Staurois parvus is the source of this 545-nucleotide messenger RNA. NCBI's taxonomy places the organism in Eukaryota, Metazoa, Chordata, Amphibia, Anura, Ranidae. The record is from the annotation of a GenBank genome assembly.